Contarinia nasturtii (swede midge) is the source of this 1281-nucleotide messenger RNA. RefSeq names its product D-3-phosphoglycerate dehydrogenase. Bases 161 to 1156 code for a protein of 331 amino acids. Lineage: Eukaryota; Metazoa; Arthropoda; Insecta; Diptera; Cecidomyiidae. Gene Ontology annotation, molecular function: phosphoglycerate dehydrogenase activity; NAD binding. The record is from RefSeq and is a predicted model, not a curated record. The transcript has 7 exons.
UAUUUCAAAAAGAGUGAGUUGACAGGCGAAGCAUAUCACUUGGAAUUGAAUCGUUUCGGUGAGUAAACGCAUAAUUAGUUUGGCCCGAUACACAACACCAUAGUGCUCAUAAAUUCAUCUUAUUUUUCAAUAUAAGAAAUCAAAAAACAGCAACAACACAAUGCCUGUAGACAUAAAAAACGUUCUGGUCUGCGAUGCUGUCGAUGAAUCGUGCAUUGAACUCUUGAAGCAAAAUGGAAUUAAAGUUGACUACAAAUUGAAAUUGUCGAAAGAGCAACUUUGCGCUGAAGUGAAGAAUUACGACGGUUUGGUUGUUCGAUCUGAUACAAAAAUUACAGCUGAAGUGCUCGAAGCUGGUGCGGGUCAUGUUAAAGUUGUCGGCCGUGCUGGAGCUGGAGUUGAUAACAUUGACAUCGCUGCCGCAACCAAACACAACGUUAUCGUUUUAAAUACGCCUGGUGGAAAUUCAAUUUCAGCAUGUGAGCUAACAUGCUUUUUAAUCGGUUCGUUGGCCCGUCCCUUUGUGCCAGCUGGCAAAAGCAUGAAAGAUGGAAAAUGGGAUCGUAAAUUGUAUUCCGGAUCGGAAUUGUACGGUAAAACAUUGGCCAUUCUUGGUUUGGGUCGCAUCGGUCGAGAAGUUGGCAUCCGCAUGAAUGCAUUUGGAAUGAAAGUCAUUGGAUUUGAUCCAAUCACAACGGCAGAAGAAGCAAAAGCUACGGGCAUUAAAAAAUUGGAAUUGGACGAAAUUUGGCCUUUGGCUGACUAUAUUACCGUACACACACCACUCAUUCCAGCCACUAGAAAUUUAAUCAGCACAGAAACACUUGGAAAAUGCAAAAAAGGUGUUAAAGUCAUCAAUGUUGCACGUGGUGGUAUCAUCAAUGAAGCUGAUUUAUUGGUUGCUUUGCAAUCGGGACAAUGUGGCGGCGCAGCAAUUGAUGUUUACGAGCAAGAGCCACCAACCGCUGAUGUAACAAAACAAUUGAUUCAACAUCCAGCGGUCGUUGCCACACCACAUUUGGGCGCCAGUACAGGUGAGGCUCAAGUACGUGUCGCAGUCGAAGUAGCUGAACAAUUUGUCGCACUCACCGGUAAAUCAAAGGAAUACACCAAAUAUGAUGGCGUUAUCAAUCGUGAUGUCUUGAAAAAAUACUAAACAACAUAUUCCGUUUGAAAUACUUGCCACCACGUUUAUGUGUUGACAUUCUUUCUAUUCUCACAACAAAAAAUUAUGAAUAAAGAUAAACAGUAUAUUUCUUUUUUUUCUUAAAUAAAAACGAA